Molecule: messenger RNA, 459 nt
Organism: Helobdella robusta
Lineage: Eukaryota; Metazoa; Annelida; Clitellata; Rhynchobdellida; Glossiphoniidae
Exons: 4
Coding region: 1-459 (152 amino acids)
Source: RefSeq, a predicted model, not a curated record
AUGAAGGUGCACAACGGCACCAACAACAGCCCAAUAAAAAAUACAGCAGUCUCAAUAGCGUUCAUUAUUUCAUUAAUUAUUCAUAUAAUGUGCAGCUAUAUAUCCACGAAUUAUGAUGGGGUUCGUAUAUAUUCUGAUGAAGAUGACGACUGCGAUACAAAUGUUGGUGAUGAUGAGAAUGAUGAUGGAGAUGAAGUUGAUGAAGAUGAAGAUGAUGAUGAAGAUGCUGAUGAAGAUGAUGAUAAGGAAGAUGAUUAUGAAAAUAAAGAUACAGUCCCACAAAUGAAUGAAGACUGGACACUACAUGAUACUGGAGUUAAUCCUAUACUGCAGAAGGGUCGUCGUCACUUAGUAUCGGAUCGUAUCGUAUCGUAUCGUACCGUUUAUCUCGAUAUCAAUAUGAGGCAGGAUUUUGAAACAGUAUACAGUAUCGAAAAAAUAGCGCGGUUCAAAAAAUGA